CUUCAACCUUUCAUUUCUAAGUCCCAAUCUUUUAGGGCUUCCUUCAGAAUCAAUGUGGGUUGGAAUUUCAAUCUGAACUAAUGGAACUGAUGCCUGUUCCAAGCAAUUGGAUUGCCCCCGUGUUGGAUUUUGAUUUCAAUUCUGUAACUCAGCUUUAAAAACCCGUUGUGUAGAUUGUUUCUGGGAACUAAAUGUGCAUCAGCUGGGCUGGGAAUGGGGUCAACCGUAGAUCCCGGUCCAAUUGAUAAAUCUGUGCUUUAUGAUCAAGAGAACCACAUUUCUUCAGCAAUUUGGGAAGGGCAGGAGCGUAGUGUACUUAGAUGUCAUGAACACACAUCGAUGCUUGAGCAAUGGAAGCUUACACCGAAGCAAAUCGAGUUAGUUGAGAAGGCUGGUUUUGGAUAUUUUAGAAUGAUUCCAACAAUUAGCCUUGACAAUGCGCUUAUCUCGGCGCUUGUUGAAAGGUGGAGGAGGGAGACAAAUUCGUUUCAUUUGGCUGUUGGAGAAAUGACCAUAACACUUGAAGAUGUUGCACUCAUACUUGGGCUUCCAAUUGAUGGAAAACCUGUUCUGGGGGUAACUAGGCCACCUGGAAAUAUGUGUGAAAAUUUGCUUGGCGAAGUACCUGGAGACCUAACUGGCGGGAUGUUAAAGCUAACUUGGUUGAAAGAGAGGUUUUCAACAUGCCCUGAAGAUGCACCUAUCAACGAGAUUGAGCGUCAUACACGUGCUUAUCUACUAUAUCUUGUUGGUUGUACUAUAUUCUCUACAACAACUGGGAAUAAAGUCUCUGUCAUGUAUCUCCCAUUAUUUAAGAAUUUUGAUGAAGCUGGAAAAUUUGCAUGGGGUGCUGCAGCGUUGGCAUUUCUCUAUAGAUCUCUUGGUAAUGCCUCCCUUAAAUCACAAAGCACCAUAAGUGGUUCUUUGACACUCUUGCAGUGUUGGAGUUAUUAUCGACUCAAUGUCGGCAAUCCAAAGUUUAAUAAGGAGCCAAAUGAUGAUUUCUUUCCAUUUGCACUUCGGUGGAAAGGUAGAGCUACUGGACCAAGAUCAAACAGCAAUAUUGGUACCUACCGCAAGGCCUUGGAUUCUCUUCAACCUUCAGAUGUGAACUGGCUUCCGUACAAAGAUUUGUCUUUUUCGCCGAACCUGGAUGAUUUUAGUGAGAGUUUGAUAUUACAGACAUCAAAAACUGUGCUGAUAUGCUUUGACAAGGCUGAAAGACACCUUCCUGAUCGUUGCCUGAGGCAGUUUGGCAUGCUCCAACCCAUACCCAAGGAUGUUCAACAAUGGGAGAGGAAAAUUAAGUGGUCUAAUAAUGGGGUAGACGUGACAAAGCAAACGAAUUUGCAGCUUAAAGGGAAGAAUCAAGCAGAGCUGAAGGAGUGGAUAGAUCGUCGACUUCAUAUCAUUACAGAUGAGGAAAAUGUGGAUGAAAGUAUGUACAUGGAGUGGUAUGAGAGAAUUACUCGGAGAUUUGUGGGAAGGCCUGAAUCUUUAGAAUCUGAGUUUCAGAGAAUAGUUACUGCUAUGAGAGAAAUUGCAGAUAUAGCUGAUUCAUUAUCAAAUGGCGUGAUGGGUUUCCAAGAUAAGCAAUCCCUCGAUGAGAUCAAGAACACUGCACUUAAUAGCCUGAUGGAUGUGGUUGAAGACUCAAAGAGGAGUAGACGUAAGAUAGCCACAAAACGUAAAAGGGACGAUGAUCCAAGUCCAAAUAUUAGCAAGGAGGUAAUGCUUGAUGUUUGGAUGCACUGACCGUGAGAUAAAUAACUGCAUCAGUUUUAUCAACUUUGACUUCUGGAAUCAAGAUGCCAAGAAGAGUCUCUGUUCUACCAUACGGAUGUGUUAUUAGCAUUUGUAGGCAAUAUGUCCAAGCAAUGAGAACCUGCAGGCAUAUGUGCAAGGACAUUUCCAGUAUCAUCAUUCAUUCCAUUUAUCAAAGAGACUAAUAGUUGCCAUUAAUUUAUUACCUUGAGGUGUAGUCACGGCUACUAUGCUGGGCGAUAUAUUUGUCAAUACCCUGCAAUACAAGCAACGAGGAGCUAUUUCAGAUUGAAUCAUGUAAAUUGAAUUUUGUUCUACAUGAUAUUAUCCAAAUAUGAGCAUGUAUUUGUAUUCUUGUAAGUUACCCUGCAACACUGAAAGGAUCACGGCGGCCAUUUGAGAAGAUGAUGUUACUGGCAAACUUUUCCAAGGUCAUCCUCAUAUGCUACAUUACGGAAA
Argentina anserina (silverweed cinquefoil) is the source of this 2223-nucleotide messenger RNA. RefSeq names its product protein MAIN-LIKE 2-like. Gene Ontology annotation, biological process: meristem development; meristem maintenance. NCBI's taxonomy places the organism in Eukaryota, Viridiplantae, Streptophyta, Magnoliopsida, Rosales, Rosaceae. The record is from RefSeq and is a predicted model, not a curated record. The transcript is spliced from 7 exons. Bases 214 to 1755 code for a protein of 513 amino acids.